Molecule: messenger RNA, 2481 nt
Organism: Brassica napus (rape)
Lineage: Eukaryota; Viridiplantae; Streptophyta; Magnoliopsida; Brassicales; Brassicaceae
Product: calcium-dependent protein kinase 24-like
Exons: 6
Coding region: 427-2259 (610 amino acids)
Biological process (GO): protein autophosphorylation; intracellular signal transduction; peptidyl-serine phosphorylation
Cellular component (GO): nucleus; cytoplasm
Molecular function (GO): calmodulin binding; calcium-dependent protein serine/threonine kinase activity; calcium/calmodulin-dependent protein kinase activity
Source: RefSeq, a predicted model, not a curated record
AUCCCUUAUCUUAAGACGCAUGGAAAAUGGCGGGAGUAACGGCAAGAAAGUUAACGAAUUUUUGAAAAAGAAAACAUAACCAAACAGACUGUCAUGAACCAAAUAUAGAAAGAAGUCUCCAUCCAUCCAAUCUUUUAGGACUUUCCUCUUUCUUUCAAACAAGUAACAAAUAAACAUAGAAAACACGAAACACACAAGAAUAUCACAAGAAUAAGACAGAAGCCCCUAAGAAAAAGAUUUAGAUAAACAAAAAAAGUAAAAAAUAACAAAAGAAACUUGAGCACAAAAGCUUCUCUCUUCCUUCCCAUGGGGUGCAUUUGAAUAAAUCUCCUCCUUGAAAAAAUCGCUUGAUCGAUUGUACAUUCAUCGAUCAUUCGUGGUUUUUUGGAUAUUAGUUCCAAACAAAACCCAAGAAACAAAAAUCCCAUGGGAAGCUGUGUUUCGUCGCCAUUGAAAGGUUCUCCCUUUGGGAAGAGACCUGCAAGAAGGCGAAACAACAGUAGUAGCACCAAAACAUCCUCUAACCCUAAAACCGAUACUUCUUCGACAAGUACUCUUUCCCGGAGAUUGAUUUUCCAGCCACCGAGCCGUGUUCUCCCCGAGCCCAUUGGUGAUGGAAUCUUCCUCAAGUAUGAGCUCGGGAAAGAACUAGGCCGUGGUGAGUUUGGUGUCACUCAUGAAUGUAUUGAGAUCAGUACUCGAGAAAGGUUUGCGUGUAAGAGGAUAUCAAAGGAGAAGCUAAGGACGGAGAUAGACGUUGAGGAUGUGAGAAGAGAGGUUGAGAUCAUGAGAUCUUUACCAAAACAUGCAAACAUUGUUAGCUUUAAGGAAGCUUUUGAGGACAAAGACGCGGUUUAUCUUGUCAUGGAGAUUUGUGAAGGAGGUGAGCUUUUUGACCGUAUUGUCUCUCGAGGUCAUUACACUGAACGCGCCGCUGCAUCCGUCGCUAAAACCAUUCUUGAAGUUGUCAAGGUGUGUGAAAAAAAUUCAAAUCUCCUUUGUAUCUUUUGUUUUUUUCCCGCCUUUAUUGUUGUUUUCUUGUGUCUCAAGGUAUGUCAUGAACAUGGAGUGAUCCAUAGAGAUCUUAAGCCUGAGAACUUCCUCUUUUCUAACGAAACCGAGACUGCACAACUCAAAGCUAUUGACUUUGGUCUCUCCAUUUUCUUCAAACCAGCCCAGCGGUUCAAUGAGAUUGUGGGGAGUCCUUAUUACAUGGCACCAGAGGUUUUGAGAAGAAACUACGGUCCGGAGAUCGAUGUUUGGAGCGCUGGUGUUAUACUCUACAUCUUGCUUUGUGGUGUGCCUCCCUUUUGGGCAGAGACUGAGGAAGGAAUAGCUCAUGCAAUUGUGAGAGGGAACAUCGAUUUUGAGAGAGAUCCGUGGCCAAAAGUCUCACGUGAAGCCAAAGAACUCGUUAAGAACAUGCUUGAUGCUAAUCCUUAUAGCAGACUCACGGUUCAAGAAGUCCUUGAACAUCCAUGGAUCCAGAACGCAGAGAGAGCACCAAAUGUGAAUCUUGGAGAUGGCGUGAGGACCAAGAUUCAACAGUUCUUGUUGAUGAACAGGUUCAAGAAGAAAGUCCUCAGGGUCGUAGCUGACAAUCUACCAAACGAGGAGAUAGAAUCGAUAAUACAAAUGUUUCAGACAAUGGACACUGAUAAGAACGGACACUUGACAUUUGAGGAGCUAAGAGAUGGUCUGAAGAAGAUUGGACAAGUUUGUCCCGAUGGCGACGUGAAGAUGCUUAUGGAUGCAGCUGAUACAGAUGGAAACGGGACGUUGAGCUGUGAAGAGUUUGUGACACUAGCCAUACACUUGAAGAGAAUGGGUUGUGAUGAGCAUUUGCAGCAAGCAUUCAAGUAUUUUGACAAGAACGGUAACGGGUCUAUUGAGCUAGAUGAGCUCAAAGAAGCUCUAUUCGAUGAUGAUAAGCUAGGCCAUGGUGGUGACCAGUGGAUCAAAGAUAUCUUCUUUGACGUUGACCUCAACAAGGAUGGGAGGAUAAGCUUUGAUGAGUUUAGGGCCAUGAUGAAAUCAGGAACAGACUGGAAGAUGGCGUCUAGGCAGUACUCAAGGGCGUUGUUAAAUGCUUUGAGCAUAAAGAUGUUCAAAGAAGAUGUUGGGGACAAUGGUCCCAAGUCUUAUUCCAUGGAGUUCCCUUUAGCAAGGAAGAAAGCUAAGCUACUUGAUGCUCCCAAGAACAAAUCAAUGGAGCUUGUUCAUUCCAAAACCUAUAGACCAUCAGGUCUAAGAAACUAAAGAAGAAAGAAUGAUCUUUCGAUUUUCUUUUUAUUGUGUUUGUUUUUGGUGCUACAAGUCACAAAGAAAAUGUGCUUAAAUUUGAGAACAAUGGAGAAUAAAAAAAAUCAAAAGAGAGAAUAGAAAAAAAUCAUUCAAUUUAUUAAGUUUUAGUAGCAUCAAUAAUGGUGUCAUUUGUAAACUUUUUUGAGCUGCAACAAGUAGAAAACUCUUGUAUCAAAU